Messenger RNA from Mucor velutinosus, 1608 nucleotides. RefSeq lists its product as uncharacterized. Gene Ontology annotation, molecular function: protein binding. Gene Ontology annotation, cellular component: small-subunit processome; 90S preribosome; nucleolus. Gene Ontology annotation, biological process: maturation of SSU-rRNA from tricistronic rRNA transcript (SSU-rRNA, 5.8S rRNA, LSU-rRNA). Bases 1 to 1608 code for a protein of 535 amino acids. The transcript is spliced from 5 exons. NCBI's taxonomy places the organism in Eukaryota, Fungi, Mucoromycota, Mucoromycetes, Mucorales, Mucoraceae. The record is from RefSeq and is a predicted model, not a curated record.
AUGGCAAAGAAUAAGAGCAAGAAUAAGGGAAAUACGCAAAAGGCACCUGGAACUUAUACCUUGCCCAAGGUGAAGAAGAUGGCAGAGAGCGAAGAGCCAGUACAAAAUGAAGAGAAAUACAUGAGGGUUGCACCUGCUUCUGAAACCAAAAAAAUUGCCGAUAGAAAGUUAAAAGCAAAGAUCACUCAUCAAGAAAAGAACAGCAGAGAUGCUGCUCGUGCAGCUGCCAGAGCAGAAAUGUUGUUGCAAGAAGAAGGCGGUUAUUUGGAAGCUGAAGGUCUUGAAAGAACCUUCAAGUUUAGACAAGAUCAACUUGCUCCCAGUUUGGAUGUCAACACUGUCAGCAAGAUCUUUUCCCUCGAUUUACCUGAAUUUGGACCUUAUUCAAUUGACUAUACCCGUAACGGCCGUCAUUUAUUGAUUGGAGGUCAUAAAGGCCAUAUUGCAGCUUUCGACUGGCAAACUGGUGGACUUCAUUUCGAGACACAUGUCAAUGAGACUGUGCGUGAUGUUACCUGGCUCCACAACGAAACAUUAUUAGCAGUGGCACAAAAGAAAUACGUCUACAUUUACGAUAAAUCAGGCCUCGAAAUUCACCGACUUCAAAACCACACCUACGUUGACAAGCUCGAAUUCUUACCCUAUCACUAUUUACUUGCAUCGAUUGGCAGCAAUGGUUAUCUCAAGUACCAAGACACAUCUACUGGUGAACUUGUCGCAGAGAAGCGAACAAAGCUUGGGCCCUGCAACACCAUGACACAAAAUAGAUACAACGCCGUUAUUCAUCUUGGCCAUCAAAACGGCACAGUGACACUGUGGUCACCAUCCAUGCCUGCACCCUUAGUGAAAAUGCAAUGUCAUCGUGGACCUGUGCGAGCAGUUGCAGUGGAUAGAGGAGGACAUUACAUGGCAACAUCUGGAGCAGAUGGACAAUUGAAGAUUUGGGAUAUUCGCACUUAUGGAUGUCUCCAAGAAUACUAUACACCUCGUACAGCUACAUCACUCGACAUCUCAGAUACAGGCUUACUGGGCGUUGGAUUAAAUCAACAUGUGCAGGUCUGGAAGGACGCCUUUAGAACAAAACAACAAUCACCUUACAUGUCACACUUGGAAGCUGGCUCUAUGAUUCAAGAUCUUAAAUUCGUACCUUAUGAAGAUGUGCUGGGCAUUGGUCACCAAAAGGGUAUUUCUAGCAUCGUUGUGCCUGGUGCUGGUGAGGCCAACUUUGAUACGCUUGAAGCCAAUCCCUUCCAAACCAAGAGACAAAGACAAGAGACUGAAGUACAUACAUUAUUGGAUAAACUUCAGCCUGAUAUGAUCAUGUUGGAUCCCACACAGAUUGGUAAAAUCAACAGAUUAACAAAGGCAGAGAUAUUAAAGAGAAGAGAGGAGGAGCAAGAAGCAAAUACACCAGAUACACCAGAGAAGGAAAAGAAGAGAAUGAGAGGCAGAAAUUCAGCAUUGAAGAGACAUAGACGCAAGAAGGCCAAGAAUGUGGUUGACCACAAGAUGGCUGAUAUGGAUGAAAAGAUUGCAUUAGAAAAGGCCAAGGCUGCAAAGGAACAAAAUAGAGAUAAACCCUUUACUACCCUUGACAUUUUUGAAUAA